GCAAACAUGGUGUGUACGAUUUUGGACGUCGAUGGAAAGGAGCCGAGGCGUCGAGUUCUACACGCGAGCGUCGACCAGAACGGAUACGAGCAGCGGGAUGACCGGCAUGGAGGUUGUCCAAUUUGUGGAGGUCAACAUGCUACGACGAGCUGCAGCGAAUUUAUUGGAGCUUCGCCACCGGGCAGAUGGAGCAUGGUGAAGAGGCAUCGGCUCUGCUUCACAUGCUUACGGAGUGGGCAUGCGGCCAGAUCCUGCGAUGUGCAUGGCGAGUGCCAGAUCAACGGAUGCCGCAGAUUGCAUCACCGUCUGCUACAUGAAGAGGACGAAGGGCGAAGACGGCCGGAGCAGCGAGGUGGUUUCAGGCGCCACAACGGAGGGAACCAGAUGUCACCAGUUUCCAGACGCAGCCCGGACAGGAGGUCUUCGCCACGAGGUGGUUACAGGGACCACGAGAGGACCCAGGAGUCGGCUGUCCGCAGAAACAGCCUGGAAAGAAGGGCCCCGCAGCCAGCGGAGGCGCCCAUGCAGAGAAACUUAAGUAUUGACGUCGAAGGAGGCAGACUUUUGUUCCGUAUACUGCCAGUAACGCUGUACGGAGCUGGUCGCCAGGUGGACACAUACGCGCUAUUAGAUGAAGGAUCCUCCGUCACGAUGAUCGACGACGAGCUACGGAGGGAUCUGGGAGUGCAAGGCGAACGUCGACAACUGAACAUCCAAUGGUUUGGAGGAAGAGCCAGCAGGGAGCCUACCAACGUGGUGAGUCUGGAGAUCAGUGGAGCUGGAAGCCCACUCGUCACCCGUUGAGGAACGUGUACGCCGUUUCGAGCCUGAGUCUGCCGAUGCAGACGUUAUGUCGACGAGAUGUCCAGGGCGUUCAUAAGGAUUCGCGACUGCCGAUGAAGCCCU
This is a messenger RNA of Drosophila bipectinata, 906 nucleotides long. NCBI's taxonomy places the organism in Eukaryota, Metazoa, Arthropoda, Insecta, Diptera, Drosophilidae. The record is from RefSeq and is a predicted model, not a curated record.